AUGAUUUAUCGUGAAAAAGAUGCCGAUUAUCAAAGUGCACUUUAUUAUGAUCUUAUUCUUAAUGAUAUUGUUUUGUCGGAUUGUGAUGAAUCAGCUGAACAAUUACAACAUCUACUUAAUAUCGAUUGUGCCUUGGCUUUAAGCGUUUGCAAAAGUCGAAAUUUACCAUCAUGUGUCUUUGUCUUAAGUCUUUUAUAUAUGAAACGUAUACGUUCACUUCGUUCAGCAACAGCAUUAACAAAAAUUGAUAAUUUAACAACAAAAGAAUUAUAUUUAAUAGCAACAUUAAUUGCUGAUAAAUAUCUUAUUGAUGAAGGUGAAAAUGAACAAUUAUUUAAUUCUGAAUUAGCUGAAUUAACUGGUAUUCGUAUUGAACGUAUUAAUUUAAUUGAACGACAAGUUUUAGUAUCAUUAAAUUGGAAUUUAUAUAUAUCAAAUGAUGAAUAUAAAAAAUUUUUUUCAGUAUUUAAAAAUCAAAUAAUGAAAAAAUUAAAUAAAACAUCUUCAAAUGAAAAAAUUGAAAUUGAAGAUUCAAUUCAAUUUUAUAAUUUUUGUUUUCAAAUAUUACCACAAAUUAUUGAAUGUCUUGCAUUAACAAGUUUAGUUCUACUUGGUUCAACAUUAUCAAUAUUAACAGCUAUACAUAUGAGUACAUUAACACAUUCAACAUUAAUGAAAACAUUAAAUCCGACAAUGAAUUGUGUUGAUUCAUCGAUUUGUUAUUCGAAUGAUCAUGAUUAUAAAAAUGUGAGUCUCAUAAAACAAAAUAAUUUAUUCAAUAUUGAUGGACAUUCCUGGAUAUUACAAAAUGAUUUUAUGAAUGAAACUACAAAUGAAUAUCAAUCAUCGAAAUUAUACUUUGAUAUAUCGUCUUGUUCAAUUAAUUUUCUUCAACCAUAUUCAUUAUCUAGACCACUUGUUCAAACAUUAUAG
Rotaria sordida is the source of this 933-nucleotide messenger RNA. Lineage: Eukaryota; Metazoa; Rotifera; Eurotatoria; Philodinida; Philodinidae. The record is from the annotation of a GenBank genome assembly.